Topomyia yanbarensis is the source of this 1824-nucleotide messenger RNA. RefSeq names its product alpha-amylase-like. The transcript is spliced from 2 exons. The coding region runs from base 148 to 1671 and encodes 507 amino acids. Gene Ontology annotation, biological process: carbohydrate metabolic process. NCBI's taxonomy places the organism in Eukaryota, Metazoa, Arthropoda, Insecta, Diptera, Culicidae. Gene Ontology annotation, molecular function: cation binding; alpha-amylase activity. The record is from RefSeq and is a predicted model, not a curated record.
GAUAAGGAAUUCGCCAGACAAAUAAAAGGGCACAACAAACCGCUGACGCUUAUCGCUACUGUUUGAUGAGUUAGAACGAAUCGGCUCAGAACAAACGCCUUUUUUAUAAAAGAAGCAAACGGUGCUCGUGACGGUCACAGUUCAGAAAUGGGCAGUGAGAUGACGAUGUUAGUUUAUUUUGUGUUGGGUAUUGCUAGCCUGGCGAGCGGCCAAUUCGCUACCAAUCAGUGGCCAAAUCGAAGCGUAAUAGUGCAUCUGUUUGAGUGGAAGUGGAAUGACAUUGCUGAUGAGUGUGAGCGGUUUCUGGCACCGAGCGGAUACGCCGGUGUGCAGGUUUCACCCCCUACGGAAAACACAAUUGUGAAGGAACCGAAGCGGCCCUGGUGGGAGCGAUAUCAGCCAAUUUCCUACAAACUGCAUACCAGGUCGGGAACUGAACAGGAGUUCGCCGAUAUGGUGAAGCGAUGCAAUAAGGUAGGAGUGCGGAUUUACGUGGACUUGGUAAUCAAUCAUAUGGCCGCCUUUACGGCGAAUGGAGGAACUGGUGGAUCUACGGGUCGCGCCAAAGAUAUGGAUUUUCCCGCCGUCCCGUAUGGAAGGGGUGACUUUCACGAUCCGUGCAUAAUAAAUGACUAUACGAACGCUUGGGAGGUACGCAACUGUCAGCUAGUUGGGCUUCCGGAUCUUAAUCAUACAUCGCAAUGGACACGGGAUAGAAUCGUUGAUUUGAUGAACAAAUUGGUUGGGCUUGGUGUGGCAGGGUUUCGCGUGGAUGCAGCGAAACACAUGUGGCCUCAAGAUUUGAAAGCAAUUUAUAAUCGUGUAAACAAUCUCAACACUUCGCAUGGAUUCAAUCCUGGAGCGAAACCAUUCAUAACGCAAGAAGUCAUUGACUUGGGUGGAGAAGGAGUGUCCAAGCAUGAAUAUACUGACUUUGGGACGGUGACAGAGUUCCGCUUUUCGGCAGAGAUUGGCCGUGCUUUCCAAGGACGUAAUAAAUUGAAGUGGUUAACCAAUUGGGGUCCGAAAUGGGGUUUCCUGCAAUCGAAUCAAGCGCUGGUAUUUGUUGACAACCAUGACAAUCAACGCGGUCACGGCCCGGGCGGAAACGAUGUUCUAACAUACAAAAACCCCAAAGCUUACAAGAUGGCAACCGCUUUCAUGUUAGCUCACCCAUACGGGAACCCGCGUGUUAUGAGCUCGUUUGCGUUUGAUAAUUCAGAUCAAGGUCCACCGCAGGACUCAAAGGGAAAUAUUAUCUCACCUUCGAUUAAUCGUGAUGGAAGCUGCGGUAAAGGGUGGAUCUGCGAGCAUCGAUGGCGUCAAAUCUAUAACAUGGUCGGAUUUCGAAAUGCCGUUGCUGGCACUCAACUAAAAGGUUGGUGGGAUAACGGCAACCAGCAAAUAGCAUUUUGUCGGGGAAACAAAGGUUUCGUCGUGUUCAAUGGAGACAGCGUUGAUCUGAAAAUGAAAUUGCAAACCUGCCUGCCAGCUGGAACGUACUGUGAUGUGAUUUCGGGAAACCUAGUCAAUCGAUCGUGUACCGGUAAAAAAAUCGUCGUUGGCUCCAAUGGGCUUGCAAAUGUCCAUAUCCCUCUCAGCGAACAAGAUGGCGUUAUUGCUCUUCAUAUCAAUGCAAGUGUACAAGCUGUGAUAUUCAAGCGCCCCUGAGAGAGCUUUCACCGCGCAGUUUGUUCUGAUCGAAACCGUCCCUAGAUAUCUGAUUGAAUAAAAUCGGCAUCAUCGGCUUAAAAGCUUACCUGUUUCCCACAUUCGAUUAUCUUCGAUUAGAUUAGUAGAUGCAAUAAAUCACUUCAAACCUGA